UACUAACUUUGCAUCUAAGAGGCAAAAGACCCAAAAGAACCUUCCCAUUUUUUUCUCCUCAAAAUUAAAGUCCAUAUUCCAUAAAGACCCGGCCUUAAUUUUGUGCCCAAACUCGAGUUGAGUGUUGGAACUGCACUUAAUUUGAGAAAUACCCAGAAACAUUCUGAAAUAAAGUAGCUUUGUUAAACACCCAUUAACAAGAUCAAAUAAUUCUCCAUUGUUAAAUACCAAUGCGUGGUUUAGCGGCUCAGAUUUAUACUUAUUUUUGCAGAGUUAGACCAGGAAAUGUACAAUCUAAUGGAAACUCUACAUUUCUCAGAACGAAAGAAGAAUUAACUCUUGAAGAAGAAGCUGAAAGAAAAAUUGGAUGGGUGCUUAAGCUUAUAUUUGCUGGCACUGCUACUGCUGUUGGUUACCAUCUUUUUCCUUAUAUGGGAGAUAAUUUGAUACAACAAUCUGUGUCACUUUUGCAAGUAAAAGAUCCCUUGUUUAAGAGAAUGGGUGCAUCUCGGAUUGCUCGUUUCGCUGUAGACGAUGAAAGGAGGCUGAAGAUUCUAGAGAUGGGUGGAGCUGAAGAGCUUGUGAAAAUGCUGGACACUGCUAAAGAUGACCGAACUAGAAAAGAGGCGCUUAAAGCACUUUCCGCUCUUUCAGCUUCAGACGAAGCUGCUGCUGCGUUACACCAAGCUGGAGUAAUUUCUGUGAUCAGGUCGGUUCCAGACCCUGCUGAGGAUCAAGACAUCACCACUUACAAGUCAAGUUUACUGAAAAUGUUUCAAGAUUUGUGAUACAACUGAAAAUCUUGGCUUUUAACUACUUAUAUUUUCAUCUCCGAUACUAUCCAUUUACAGUAUUAAAGUCGAUGCCAGCAACAGAAUGCAGGUGCAGCAUGAUUAAUUACGACUCUUUUGAAGACUAGAAUGAGAUGUGCUGCCCUACCAUGAGCACAAAAUAAGAUAUGUUUUAUGUUCUUUUUGAUGUAUUUGGGCAAGGAGGUCAGCUGAGUUAAGUGCCCUAUAAAACUGUGUCAAUUACUGAUAAUUUCAACAUGUGAUUCAUACUUCAUGCCUUCAUGGGAGUGUAACCCAUUUGUAGAGUUAUGAUCUUGAUUGACACACGGGUCCUUUUAAUUAAAUGUAAUUGUUGAUCAAUUAAUUGUCUCACUUUACUUGUUCAUUUCUUAAUA
This is a messenger RNA of Chenopodium quinoa (quinoa), 1186 nucleotides long. RefSeq lists its product as uncharacterized. The coding region runs from base 231 to 788 and encodes 185 amino acids. The transcript is spliced from 6 exons. NCBI's taxonomy places the organism in Eukaryota, Viridiplantae, Streptophyta, Magnoliopsida, Caryophyllales, Amaranthaceae. Gene Ontology annotation, molecular function: protein binding. The record is from RefSeq and is a predicted model, not a curated record.